Messenger RNA from Coprinopsis cinerea okayama7#130, 1401 nucleotides. RefSeq lists its product as hypothetical. Bases 1 to 1401 code for a protein of 466 amino acids. The transcript has 3 exons. Lineage: Eukaryota; Fungi; Basidiomycota; Agaricomycetes; Agaricales; Psathyrellaceae. The record is from RefSeq and is a predicted model, not a curated record.
AUGGCCCCUGAUUCGAGCAUCGAAUUCAACAAGAAUUAUCGCUCUACAAUCGACAUCGUGUGGAUGUGCCUAACCACGAUCUUCGCCUGUACAUGGAUCUCCGUCCAUCCAAACAUCUUGAGCCCGCACUCCACGCAUUGGCAACGUCUCCGACAGCGAUUGGUGUUAUUCGCAUGGGCGCUUAUUUGCCCGGAGCUGAUGUUGAUGUGGGCGUAUCGACAAUGGGUCGGUGCUAGGAGGAUUUCAGGGAUCUUAGGGAGCAAAUGCACGAUCACACACGCUCAUUUCCUCCAAAUGGGGGGAGUAGUCUUCGACUACGAAGGCGAACAUCGAUGUCUGGAUCUCAUGAAAAUCCUCGAAGACUGGCCUGUCGAUGUUUACGAAUCAUCUCGGGAAAAUGGCCUCCUUCCACCCCUCGAACUCACGGACGAGCAAAGGCGACGGCCACUACCAUACUCCGCGGCACGAUCCAUUUUGGAAGAGAUGCCCAUCACGGUCGACCAUAUAUCCGACAAAAGCAAAGGGGACGAGCUCGCGAAAUCAUUUGUCGUCAUUCAGACGACGUGGUUCAUAGUUCAAUGCAUCGCUCGCGCCAUCGAGAAGUUGGAUGUGACAGAGCUGGAGAUUGUCACUUUGGCGUAUGCUGCCCUGAACGGUGUCGUGUACUACUUGUGGUGGGGUAAACCUUUGGAUGUGCAGCGUCCAGAGGUGAUAUCCAUUGAUCCUUCCAAUUACCCUGGUCAUCCACCGGAGCCCAGUCACCUGGAGUAUUACCGGACUCUUAUGCCAUGGUACAAGGAAGAAUGGCUGGAGCUUGAUUUACCACCUUCGAACUUGCGGGUCGCGUCACCGGAGGACGGAAACGUCCUCAAAGCCUUGCUCAACCUCAUUCGGACCUCAAUUCGGAAACUCGCCCAAGAAAUUGCAGACAUGAGCUAUUCCUCCGUGAUACUCGACGACCGCGUUCCCCACUUGCCGCGAUACUAUGCCUUUCCAGCAGACGACAAAGCGUUAUUCUCGGUUCUAAUUGGCACUCCCCUUCUUGCCUCAGGCUUCGGGGCUAUCCAUUGCAUCGCCUGGAAUUUCAAUUUCCAUUCUAGACAGGUCCAAAUAGCGUGGCGGAUAUGUGGACUCUAUGUCGCCGUAUCCCCACUUAUAUUCUUGAUUUCACCCUGUAUAGGGCGGCUGUAUUUGACUAUAUGCGGACCUGCGAAGGCGAGGGCGCAUUACCAGAGGAACUUGAAGGUUGCGACUGGGCUGGCUUUUCUGGCCCGCUGCAGCGCUCUACUCUAUAUACCUGCACGAAUUGUUUUGGUCAUUCUGGCUCUUCGGGGGCUUGGAUAUCUUACUGACAAAGGUCACGAAACUGUCGAAUGGAGCAACUUUAUCCCGCAUGUGUGA